Botrytis sinoallii is the source of this 780-nucleotide messenger RNA. RefSeq lists its product as uncharacterized. Gene Ontology annotation, molecular function: chitin binding. The transcript is spliced from 5 exons. The record is from RefSeq and is a predicted model, not a curated record. Lineage: Eukaryota; Fungi; Ascomycota; Leotiomycetes; Helotiales; Sclerotiniaceae. Gene Ontology annotation, biological process: carbohydrate metabolic process. Bases 1 to 780 code for a protein of 259 amino acids.
AUGUCUGCUGUAGCAAAUGGGGAUUUUGCGGACUCACGGAAGAGUUUUGCGGCAACAAAACCAUUACAUGUCCAUCAUGCAGCUCUUCUGGCUCCACUACUCGGCGUACUGUCGGCUAGUAUUUACGAGGGAUGGGCAAAUCGAAAAGUCUGUCAACCGUUUCCACCAGAUAUGAUACCACUUGGGACUUACACACACAUCAACUUUGCAUUUGCAUCCAUUGACCCUAUUACGUUCAGCAUCGUUCCUGGAGACCCUAGCGACGUUGAACUAUAUGAGCAGGUCACGAUGCACAAGCUGCUGCAGCCUGACCUGCAAGUGUUCAUAGUUAUUGGAGGAUGGACUUUCAACGACGCUGGGUUGACAGCCACCACGUUCAGUGAUCUAGAAGCAUCUUUGGAAAAUCAAAAGAAGUUUUUUACAUCUUUGACAUCUUUCAUGUCAACAUACAACUUUGAUGGGGUGGAAGAAUCGACUGGGACCUACGAUAUGCAUGGACUAUGGGAUAAGAAGAGUAAAUGGGCUGGAAAUUUUCUCAACGCACACACAAACCUCACAGAAAUUACCACUGCCCUCGACUUGAUUUGGAGAAAUCAUAUCAACCCCAGUAAGGUCAAUCUCGGGCUUGCUUUUUAUGCAAGAUCAUUUGCAAUGCUAGAUCCGAGUUGCUCUGCACCAGGAUGUCGUUUCUCAUCUGGUGGAAAUGCAGGCCGAUGCACCAAUUCGAUCGGAACACUUUCAAAUGCGGAAAUCGCAGACCGGAUUAAGAGAAUGGGUUGA